Molecule: messenger RNA, 619 nt
Organism: Racocetra persica
Lineage: Eukaryota; Fungi; Glomeromycota; Glomeromycetes; Diversisporales; Gigasporaceae
Source: the annotation of a GenBank genome assembly
UUCCCGGAAAAUAUUAAACGUUUUGUGCGGAAAAAAAUAAGCGUUUUAACCGGAUGGAGCAAAGAGGAAGUAACACCUCAUUUUACUCCCCAACAACUCCCGCUAUUACACAUUAUUAACUACUACGAAAAAAUGAUUAACGACUACGAAAACCAAUUAAUUACUCUUUGUGCUCACGAACGAAAAUCCUGGUUAAUUACUGUUUGCCACAACUAUUUUUUUACCGAGCCCACUAACCAAAAACGUUACCAAAAUAUCCAUAAUUAUUACUUGCUGUCCCCUUAUAAUAAGUCUUAUUCUGCCCCUCAUUCUUCCUGUCCUGCCCCCGAAGAUAAUCCUACCCAAUUAUUUGUUAAUGAAAAAUUAAGACAAAAAAUUACCCAACGGCGAGAAAAAAUUGCGGAAUUAGAAAAGCAAGGCGGCCAAGCCGAACAGGUUGCUAAACUCCUUUUUACCCCCCUUACUGUUUGGUGCCGCAGUUCCACUAUUUUUCCCGAAAUGAUUGGUUUUACUCUGCGAAUUCAUAAUGGUAAAACCUUUUUUAAACGGGAAAUUACCCAAGAUAUGGUUGGCUAUAAAAUUGGCGAAUUUGCUCCUACUCGAAAAAAGGGCGAACACG